Molecule: messenger RNA, 678 nt
Organism: Trichoderma citrinoviride
Lineage: Eukaryota; Fungi; Ascomycota; Sordariomycetes; Hypocreales; Hypocreaceae
Exons: 2
Coding region: 1-678 (225 amino acids)
Source: RefSeq, a predicted model, not a curated record
AUGGCAACAACUGCGGCUUCGUCUCUCGACGACAUUACAAACCAUGACUUACGCCACUGGGUGAAUCUCAUAAAACAGAUCCGAGCCGCCGUCGACGCAGCCAUUGUAAAAGAACGAGCCCAAGGCAUCGACAUAUCCCAACAGGUCCUAAACGACUACCCCUUCAUCAAAACCCCCGCAUCCCAAGAAUCAAUCCAACAGCAAGAAUCAACCCUCCAAACGACACUCCCAGAAGACUACAAGCAGUUCCUUCACGUCACGAACGGCACCGGAUUCUCAGGCAUCAGCUGGAUCCCAUCACUGCGCGGCGUGGAGCAGCUGCAGUGGACGCAAGCGGCCGACGAAGGAUUGGGAUUGCUGCGGCUGGACACUUUCCCGCCAAAUGUGACGUCUCUUGAGGAGACGACAUCGUUGACGAGCGAGGAGUUUGACGAGUCGCCUCCGCUGGAGCGAAUCCUGAUGAUUGGCGAUGAAGAUGAGGAGACGGUUGUGCUUUUGCUGGAGCCCGAGUAUGUGAGGAAAUGUUGGGUUUGGCUGGCGGGGAAGAGGGGGAUGGAGGUUGGGGAUGCGCCAGGGCAGUGGCUCUUGAUCUCGUUUACGCCGUGGAUGGCGACAGUCGAAGUGCAUCCUUCUUUUGAAGAAUAUAUGCGAAGCAGAAUCAAGUCUGUUGAGGCAUAG